GCACACAAAACUGGCAAAUUCUGCCUUUAUCGGCUAACACACCGAAGUUUGUGACAGCUGCUGUUUGUGAAGAGCACAGUGCAACAAUGCAACUCAACAGAGCUCUGCUCAUCCUGUGCCUGGUGAUUUCAGUGGAUGCACAAAGGGAGCACAGAGUGACCUGCUUUCUGGAUGCUUUAACACACCACACACGUGAGGGUCUGUGCACUCAUAUCGUCGUCCCCACGGCCUCUUCUGAUGAUAGACUCCAUCUUCAAAGCUUGUCAGAGGAUGAAUAUGCAACUCUUAGUAAGAUGCAGGAGAGAAAUCCAACGCUGAAGAUUUUGCUUGGAUUGGAAGUCAAAACAUCAAGGUUGGAGCUGAUGUCUGCUAAUGAGUCCAGCGUUGAGAAUUUCAUGCACACUGCACUUAGAUACUUAAAGGAGAAGAAUUUAGAUGGACUGGACUUGACCUGGCUGGACGACCCUGUUUCUGAGCAUUCUAGCAAAAGCACAGAGCUGUUCAUGAAUUUUCUCAAGAGUCUAAGAGGAGAAAUCGAAAAAAAGACACGUCUUUCUGGUAACCAGUCUCUACUUCUCUCCGUGUCUGUACCAGACCACACCGACCACAGUAGUGCGGUCAGAUAUGAUGAGCGAACACUUUCACAGUAUGUGGACUAUAUCUCCCUUCUGCCUGCUCAUCUUGAAAAGGAUGGACCAUACAUUAACAAAACAGUGCAACACUGGCAGGAUCAGCAGGUUGACCUGCAAAAGUUGAAUCUAGCCAUGCCUGCUUUUCUUCGAAGGUCACGUAGGAGGCAUCACCAUAGGGACCAGCCAAGAAAUGAUGACUUGAAUACAAAGGAAGAAAAGAAAGAUCACAUCCAUGGAGUGAGCUUAAUGCUGGCCAGUCAGGUGUGCCAGGCCAUUAAAAGUGGACAAGAGCAGUUUCUUACUUUGACAAGUCUCUCAGAUGAGCAAAGUCUUGUCGAGGAGGUGUCAUGGUUGUACGAGAAAGGCUAUGGUGGUGUAGGGAUCGUCUUCAUUGAUAUAGAUGGCUUUGGUAACACCAUAUGUGCCGACAGCACUCAGGAUGAAAGGGCGAUAGUUGAAUCAAAGGUGGUUGUGCAUUCACAUCAUGAACACAGAGGUCAUGGUGAUCAACAUCACAGAAGGGAUCAUCACCAUAGCCAUAGGGAACACCAUCACUCUCCCAAUCCUUCUUAUGUCCUUGAUGAUGGUCACCAUCAUCGUGGCCAUCAUCGCCAUGGUCACCAUGGUCACCCUCACCAUGGUCAUCACCGUCAUGGUCAUCGACAUCAUGGCCAUCGACACCAUGGUCAUCAUCACCAUCAUCAUCACCCUCACCCCCAUCCAACAACUCCUCAAAGCAUUAUGGCCACAGAGGGACAACAGGGUUUGGAGUGACCUCAGAAUUUCACAAUACAUUUUUUUAAUCAUACAUUUUAUGAAAACAGAAGUCUGUGUUCUAACCUUCACAAUGUUGUGAUUUGACCAUGAAGCGCAUUAUGGUGUAAAAUUAUGCGAAUUAUUUAAUUUAUGCUUUUACUCAUAAUCAUUGUUUGUUAUUGCUGAGAACCUGCUACACAAUAUAAACAUAUUCACUUGUGUUGUCAGAAAGCUUUAUAAUACAGUAUAUAAUACAUAUAUUAAUACAGCAUUUUGAAAUAAAUAUGUGGUCCAAAUGUCUUAGGGGGUUUCCAUUUUUUUUCUCUUGGACUGCAAUGUGGGGCAUUUAGUCUAAGAUAACAUGCCAACGGACCACCCACAGCCCAUUCGCUGAUGGUCAGAUGCAUACUGCUCACAAAAUAUCUUUGAAGAGAAUAUAUUCAACUUUGUUUUGUUGUGUUACGUUUGUAAAAUAAUCAGUAUUACUUUUGGAUGGACAAAAAUUCUCAACGAAGUUUACACACAUUUCUACUAAUUUCUUCUGUGUUUUCUCUAAUUCAUUGUGGAUCGACAAUGCUGGCCAAUAACUUGAAUGAGUUUUUGACAGUCGAAGUCGAUUAUUAGUAUUGUAUCAAUUAUUUCAGGUUAACCCACCCCUAAAUGGCAUGUAAAAACACCACAAACUGUGGCUGGUCACUUUACAUAAAGGUCAGACAGUCACUUCCUGUUUGGGAUGGGCGAGACCACUUAUUUUCUUUUUGAUCCGAUACCAAGUACUUUUAGGCCAAUAUCGGCGAUAUCGAUACCAAUACCUGUAUUAAAUAGAUUUUUUACUAAUUAUUUGGAUAAAAUGAGUAAUUUUAUUAUUACUUACAUUUUUUUAUAUAUUUAUGGGUCUAAACAGACAAUUAUUAGGCUUCUUUGUUUACCCUUUAAAAAUUAGUUAGUACAAGCCACAUAUAAAACUU
Molecule: messenger RNA, 2356 nt
Organism: Myxocyprinus asiaticus (Chinese sucker)
Lineage: Eukaryota; Metazoa; Chordata; Actinopteri; Cypriniformes; Catostomidae
Product: chitotriosidase-1-like
Exons: 11
Coding region: 87-1406 (439 amino acids)
Biological process (GO): chitin catabolic process; carbohydrate metabolic process
Cellular component (GO): extracellular region
Molecular function (GO): chitin binding; chitinase activity
Source: RefSeq, a predicted model, not a curated record